Molecule: messenger RNA, 1269 nt
Organism: Peronospora matthiolae
Lineage: Eukaryota; Oomycota; Peronosporomycetes; Peronosporales; Peronosporaceae
Source: the annotation of a GenBank genome assembly
AUGCUGCAUGACCGGUUCCAGCCAGGACUACUUCAGAGCAUCGGCCUUCCGGGUGCCAACAGGCUGUACCCGGGUUCUACGACGUGUGAGACGGCUCCCCCCGCCCUCCCACCAGCUCCCGAAGGCCCCGUCGCCGCCCAGAGCCCCGCGGAUGUUGCUGCUCGACCCGGCAGGGCAGCAGAAAUGCUGCCCGACUUGGUUGAGAAUGGGUCAGCGCUUUUAGCCGCAACGGCCCGCGCCUUGGGUGCCUCCCAUGGCCCCAGCGACCCCGAAGACAGCGACAGCAACGACGGGAUGGCGUCUGACGACACCGACGCCUCUUCGUUGGACAACGACGCUGCCACCGCCCGCCCAAGUGAUGACGACCGGCUCGGCCAGGUAGCUACGGAGCUGCCUGCCCGAGCUGGAUACACUGCAGUGGCCACGGCCGCUCCCGUGGGCACGCACGCUACCACCAGCGAGGCCGUGCCUACAGCAGCAAUUGUUUAUGAUGUUGUUUCUGUCCCACUUACCGGCGACGACCGGCUCGGCUGGCAGGCAUCCCCGCUGCCUAACCGAGCCGGGUGUGACGCUCCGAUGCCUUGCGGUGAUGAGCAGUCUGUUACGGCCUGCCUAGAGCACGACGACGAUGAGAACAAGCGCAGCGAGGAUGUCUGUAGCCAGGGCUCCUCCCAAGAUGUACCCAUGCCUGCCGCCGGGCAGCAGGGCCCUGUGCUCUCAGUGUACGCCCACAACGCUCCCACGUUCAAGUGUAUCUUGUGUGCGUACACUGCCUGCGACCUCGCGGCGCUUGCACGACACCGACGCACAGCGCAUCGUGGCACCUGCUUCGUGGACCACUUCCACAGUGGGUGCACGUGCGGCAGUGGGCACCGGUCACGUGCAGCGGCAACGAAACAUACCCUCACGUGUCUAGCCAGCCCCUCGUACACCGCUGCCGCUGCACGUGACUCGGGCAAACCUGCCUCGACUUCCCCGCUGUUGCAGGCUCGUUCUGUUUGGCGUGCCUUGCGCCCAGAGGAGGACCCAAAACCAUACGGGCCCCUCAGCGCGGCAACGUCUGCGGCCACAGCAGUUGCAUCAAGCCGCACUGUGCCCGCAGCCUUUGCCCACCCACAGAGCGCCGUGCCUGCCGCUAUGACUGCCGCCGGGCAUCAGCAUGUCCCCCCAUGUGGUGUCCAUCUCUGUCUCAGCGUGACGUCCGGGUCGCUGGCAAGCGCCGCCGUCUUGAUGACUUGGCCGCGGUGUUUCCCGACCUGGACGACCUGA